Molecule: messenger RNA, 2562 nt
Organism: Thyridium curvatum
Lineage: Eukaryota; Fungi; Ascomycota; Sordariomycetes; Thyridiales; Thyridiaceae
Exons: 6
Coding region: 1-2562 (853 amino acids)
Biological process (GO): vesicle-mediated transport
Cellular component (GO): cytosol; endocytic vesicle
Molecular function (GO): guanyl-nucleotide exchange factor activity; ubiquitin binding; small GTPase binding
Source: RefSeq, a predicted model, not a curated record
AUGGUCUCCGAUGAUUCAGCUCAGCAGCCUCAUGGAAAUACCGGCGCGUCCCUUUUGCCAGCCUACCUGUUAGCUGAAAGGUCCAAGAUCAACUGUAUGCUUGUCUCUCUGCUGCUUGUCUACCUACACGGCCACCUUCACAGCUCGGGACCCCGCGAGCCAGCCCUCAACGACGCCUUCACCGACCAGCACCACAAGGACUCGCCUGCUAGUAGUUGUGUAUGUCUUCUACCGACGCCUCGCAAACAACCAGACCCGACUCGGGAGAGGCCCACAAUGACGGUCGGAUUCGAGAAAACACGGCUGAGCUCAUCGGCGGAGCAGAGCAACAACAAAGCCGGGUCGGAGAAGCUGAACCAGAGCGCCGGCACAGACACCGAUGAAGCUUCCUCGCUAGCCGAUGAUCCCUUUGCCGCAGGCGAUGUCGAUACCGACGACGACACAAACAAUGCUGCCCCCAGCGUUGGAGCUACCGACAUUCAACAGAGCCAGGCCCUUGGUUCACAUGAUGUCCUGUCGGCUUCCACCGCAACUCUGAAACCCUCGACUCCACCUGCUGCCACAACGGCCACCCAGUACCUCAACAUCGAAUCAACAACCUACGUGGACCCUACUCCUCGUACCCCGACGACCUCGUUACCGCCCUCUCGAACUCCGUCUAAUGCUGCGCGCCCGUCUACCGAGGCCAGCUCGCCCGGCCGGAUAGACACCAGCUACGAUGACCGGCGCUACCAGAGUGAGGACGAGCAGGAGAAGGGUUCAAGGUCGGAGAUCCAGAGUAUCAUGGAGCAAUUCAGCGAAGAGGGCGGUGGCCCAGGCGAAGACGAAGUCAUGAGCCCGCGACUUGAGAUCGCAUCUCCCCUCCUCGGCGGCGCUGUCCAGCAUCCUCCCCGGAAAUCAAGCCUGGAGCCGCUCGCUCCCACCAUCGCCCAGCAGAUCCAGGAUCUUCAAGGUCUGAGGAUGGCCCCCUCUUCCAGUAGCUUGAGGUCAAAGCACAAAGAGCCUGAAGACCAAGGCCCCCCGGUGCCGCCCAAGGACAAUAUGCCGUCAUUUGCACAUGACGAGCGCCAUGGCAGCAUCGACUCUCCCUUGUCGCCGACAGUCUCUCUACACCGACCCCCUCCACCAGACCCCGAACCCGAGCCAUCUCUCCCCUUCGACUUUCACCGUUUCCUCGAGCAGCUCCGCAACAAGAAAGCUGAUCCGGUAGCACGGUACCUCAAGUCGUUCCUGUCCGAGUUUGGAAAGCGCCAGUGGAUGGUCCACGAGCAGGUCAAAAUCAUCAGCGAUUUCCUGGCCUUUAUUUCCAACAAGAUGGCUGUCUGCGAGGUGUGGCGCGAUGUGCCAGAUGCGGAGUUUGACAAUGCUCGGGAAGGCAUGGAGAAAUUGGUCAUGAACCGGCUGUAUUCGCAGACUUUCUCUCCCGCCAUCCCGCCCCCCCAGCCCAUACCAGGCGCCAAGUCCAAGAAGCGUGGCGGCGAACGUCUUAUGGGGCCCGGGCGUCGGGGUCAACACCAGGAGGAUGUGGAGAGAGAUGAGGUCCUCGCCCAGAAGGUCAACAUCUACGGAUGGGUCAAGGAGGAGCACCUCGACAUCCCCCCUGUUGGUGAUAGUGGGAAACGGUUCCUAAAGCUUGCACAACAAGAGUUGCUGAAGAUCAAGUCAUAUCGUGCCCCGCGAGACAAGAUCAUCUGCGUUCUCAACUGUUGCAAAGUUAUUUUUGGUCUUUUGAAGCAUGCCAAGUCGGACUCGUCUGCUGAUUCCUUCAUGCCAUUGCUCAUAUAUGUCGUCCUCCAAGCGAAUCCGGAACACCUGGUCUCAAAUGUUCAAUACAUUCUUCGUUUUCGAAACCAGGAGAAGCUUGGCGGUGAGGCUGGCUACUACCUCUCGUCUCUAAUGGGCGCUGUACAGUUCAUCGAGAACAUGGACCGGACUACUCUCACGAUAUCGGACGAAGAGUUUGAGCAGCAUGUGGAGGCUGCAGUCUCCGCAAUUGCGGAAAAGCACCGGUCCGAGUCACCACCGCCGCCCCCUCCGCUGUCAGAGAAAGUUGGCCUCAUUCUCCAGCCGUCAGUGGCUGGGGAAAGUUCGUCCAGUCGGCCGUCAAACGAACUAUCGGGUGGUCUCCCAUCUCCGCGAAGAUCUACAUCGUCAGAAGGCCCCGAAGACGAGAAGGCUGCUAUUACCGGCCUCUUGCGCACGAUUCAGAAGCCUCUCAGCACCAUUGGUCGGAUCUUCUCGGAGGAGGCGCCUUCAACGCCGCCGCCGCCGCCGCCGCCCACUGGUAGUCGCAGCCCAGCUCACACGCCGGUUCCCGAGGGCGAUCAGGGGCCGAGGCCGGCGUCGAAGCACAGCUUGUCGGCCGAAGAAGCAGCUGCGAGACAGGCGAGUGCCGAGGCCGCAGAAGCUCAGCGAUUAUCGCGCGCUGAGCACGCCAAUGUUGUCGAGACUCUUGCUGGCAUGUUCCCGGACCUUGACAAGGACAUCAUCAGCGAUGUGGUCUAUCAGAAGGAGGGAAGAGUUGGUCAAGCUGUUGACGCUUGUCUCGCACUCUCGACAUGA